Hydractinia symbiolongicarpus is the source of this 1318-nucleotide messenger RNA. RefSeq names its product demethylmenaquinone methyltransferase-like. The record is from RefSeq and is a predicted model, not a curated record. NCBI's taxonomy places the organism in Eukaryota, Metazoa, Cnidaria, Hydrozoa, Anthoathecata, Hydractiniidae. Bases 392 to 1159 code for a protein of 255 amino acids. The transcript has 2 exons.
AACGCGUCUUUGAAAAGACUUCUUCUCCUAUUUCUAAAAGUGGUCUAAAAUGCGUCUUUCAAAAGACGUUCAUUUUUUAUAUGCAAAAUUCGCUUUAAAAAGACGGGGGUGUUCCGAAACUUAGUUAGCAUGUUUAUUUUUUUCGAAAAUCAAUUUUUCACGAAAUUGAAAGUGGUAACCGUCACUUUUUAUUAUUUUUAAAUACUAAUGUAUUUUCGCGAGCCUUCAUAAUUUGUUUUCAUUUUAAUAUGUCGUAAUUUUGUUUUCCUGCACCCCCUGGCGGAUAUUCUUUGACAAUUGAUCAUCGGAACAUUCAAUGAAAAUUGGUGGUAUUUUAAUGAAAACAUCUGCAGGACACCUGUUGUUUAAAAAGUUUUUGAUUUAAAAAAAGAUGUCGCAAAAUAACGCUGAAAGUUACAAGAACCAAAACCAUCUUGUCCAAAAAGAAUUGUUUAUUAAUUUAAUAUCAGAAUUGGAUAUAAAAACAGGUUUUAGAUGUCUAGACAUUGGAUGUGGAACUGGAAAUUUUACUUCACUUUUAACUGAUCUUGUAGGAAAGGAUGGAUAUGUUCUUGGUAUUGAUCCUGAUAAAGACAGGAUUGACAUUGCAAGAGAAACAUAUUCUCGUAUUUCAAAUAUGGAAUUUUUGUGUGUGAAUGCUGGUGAUAUGCCAACUGAUCUUCCGAAUUUUGAUGUGGUCUGUUCAAGUGCGGUUCUGCAUUGGAUGGUAGAUGAAGAGAAAUGGAAAACCUUUCAAAACGUUUUUGCUUUACUUAAACCUGAUGGGAUGUUCAGAUUUGGUUGCAUGGUAAAAAUACCUGAUGUUAUUAAAGAGAUAUAUAGACUUGUAGAGGAGAAAGGUGGCGCUCCUUGUGUGCGAAAAACAGAAAUGCCAACCGAUGAAAUAUAUGAAGAAAGAUUGAAAGAAUGCGGUUUUGAGAUUGUGAAAAUAUACACUACAGAACAUACAUUUGUUUUUUCGGCACUAAACCAGUUUUUGAUAUGGUUGAGUGCCACAGUAUAUUCUGAAAUUGACAUUAUUGAGCUGUGUCGUGAAAAUGAAGGUAAAUUGGAGUUUGAAAGAAACAAAAAUGGGGAAUAUUUGCUAACAUACACUCGUGUGUAUGCUUUGGUGAAAAAGCCUAACAAAUUAGACUAAUAUUAUAUUUGAGAGAAUUUUUUUAAUACAGAUAACCUGUAUUUAUACACAAUUUUGAAACCGACUAGCACAUGUUAUUUACAAACAAAUAUUUCUACAGCAAUUCAAAUAAAUUUUCACGGCAGUCGUUUUUUAGCGUCAUAGCCAGUUGCUUUGUAA